Messenger RNA from Anastrepha obliqua, 600 nucleotides. RefSeq lists its product as uncharacterized. NCBI's taxonomy places the organism in Eukaryota, Metazoa, Arthropoda, Insecta, Diptera, Tephritidae. The record is from RefSeq and is a predicted model, not a curated record. The transcript has 3 exons. Bases 115 to 522 code for a protein of 135 amino acids.
UUCUGGCAUUUAACUUUUCCAUUUGAUAUAUUCACAUUUAAUAUAUUUUAAAAGUAUAUGUGGUAUUUGCAAACAUUGUUAUUUCGUUUCGCUGAAUAAAUUUCUCGCACAAAUAUGUUCCAAAGCGAAGAUCAAAAAGUCGUUGAAAUUAUAAAAUCAACGGAAGAGGUGGCUGAUAAAAUAUUAGUGAACAAGCAGGAGUUAGUGGAGUUGGAUAAGCGGAGGCAAGAAACUCGCGAGGCGAUACGUAAGGUAGAAAAAAAUUCGACAAAUGGCGAAAAGAAAGUGUGGAUAACUGUAGGCAGCAUGCUCGUUAAAUUGGAAAAUGAAAAGGCGUUGAAACUUUUAAAAAACGACCAAAUGCAAAUUGAACGUGAAUAUAAUAUUAUUACUUCGGAUCAAAAGAUAUUGGUUAACAAGCAUCGCGAUUUAGAAUUUUUCUCACCCUACUCAGGCACACAUUUGCAACCACUCGAUCGAAAGGAGUUUGCAGCGCUUAAAGCAAACCUGCCGUUUCUGUAGCCAAAUGAAACAAUAUGUUAAUUAUUAUAUUAUAAGUAUUUAGCUAAAGAAACAAUUUCAAAUAAAUGAUGGAAAUCA